This is a messenger RNA of Serpula lacrymans var. lacrymans S7.9, 1234 nucleotides long. RefSeq lists its product as uncharacterized. The transcript has 5 exons. Bases 601 to 924 code for a protein of 107 amino acids. Gene Ontology annotation, biological process: mitochondrial proton-transporting ATP synthase complex assembly. NCBI's taxonomy places the organism in Eukaryota, Fungi, Basidiomycota, Agaricomycetes, Boletales, Serpulaceae. The record is from RefSeq and is a predicted model, not a curated record. Gene Ontology annotation, cellular component: mitochondrial matrix.
GCGUUGUCUGACUUUUCUCGAAGCAUUCUCCUUCUUCACAGCCAUUGCAAUGUGAUGUUUCUUGCCAGCAUUCGAUCCAGAUCGUACUCUCCGUUUAUCAGGAUUGCGAGCGCGGAUUUGAGCUUUGCUGGUCUGAGCCUUCCGAGAGCUCUCGCCGGUGGAUUCCUGUGGGUCCUGCUUUAACAGGAUCUGUGACGUCCUGAAUAACGCUAGCUUGUAAUAGACUUUCCAGCGAGGUACUUGGUGCACGGAAUAACAUGUCGACUGUGGUAAUUGACGUUGGUUUGAAUAAGUCUUGGAGGGCCUUGAAGGUUCUGGAGAUAUGAAGAAAAUGAUAUCAGCGGGUUUCCCAUCUGUAUUUCAACGAUCUCGAAAGGUCCAAGCAAAGCCCUGUAGUGUUCUGUGGACGAGCUUUGGCAUGUUUACAGGACAAUGUGGAAGUGAUGGACAACGCUUAAGCGCUUCAACCGCGAUAAUGAGUGGCCAUUGCCUAAAUAUGGGUCCGGUCGGGCCGGCUUCAUCCAAAAAAUCGUCGGCAAACGAGGUCAACCACUUUGAAGCGUGCUUACUGGCAAAGCUUGAGACGGUAAAAGCUGGGUCAUGUCACACAGGAGCAUAUAUCGCAGUGUAGUAAGAGAGGUUCACAAAGCUAGCAUCAAAGCCCCUUCGAGUAGAAACAAGGACAUAGCUGCUAGUUUCCGAGAAAUCUUCGACGGUCGAGAUAAGGCUAGCGAUCCAAAGGCAUUUGAUUACGACUUGCAAAAUACCAUCACGUUCAUGCGUUCACAGAGGAUGUACAAGGAAUUGCUGGACAGAUAUAAUCCCCUUUUCGACCUCACUGCAGAAGAACGGAUCGAAGCAACGGCUCGUAGAGUUGGACUGAACAUGCCCGUAACCGUAACUCCGGAUUCUGGAAAGGAAUAGAUAUGCGCGUGUGCCGCAUGGAGCUUGAGCCAGGAUGGUCCGUAGCUGACGCACUCACUGAACCAUUCGCAGGGCAUUAUCUUCGUCUUUGGUAUUUCAAUAGGACUCCUAGUUUGCAUUGGCAUAGAACUUGUUCUGUGUUUCUGGCAGCUGCGCUCAAUCCAAAUCAGAAGAGAAGGCCACUGCUAUUCAUUAGCUUUAUUGCACCUACAUUACUAUCGCAUUGUACCCAUCUAUAACGUAUAUCUUUUCCUGGUGAUUGAAUGAAAUACUGCAGUGGACUUGUGCUACCAGUACGGUGUUGGUCCAA